AUGGGGGUCCAGUUGCAAACUAGACCAACUGAAGCGAAACAGAAUGUGGAAGAUGAUUCAGUGGUAAUAUUUAGAGUCGAUUAUAAAUCACUCAAUCAAGCUCCCCGAAAACAACUUUUGGCUAAGUUCGAUUUUUUUCGUUCCUCAGCAAAAACAAUUGGCUUCACCAAGCUACGCGGAAAUAAAGUACCUUGCACUGUAUUACAUAAAAAUAAUUGUGCAGGCACUGUGAACGCUAACGGCGAGACGAAGAGGCAGCGCACAUCUUACACGCGUUACCAGACGCUGGAAUUGGAGAAAGAGUUCCACUUCAACAGGUACCUGACGCGGCGGCGACGCAUCGAAAUCGCGCACGCUCUGUGCCUCACCGAGAGGCAGAUCAAGAUCUGGUUCCAGAAUCGCAGGAUGAAAUGGAAGAAGGAGCACAAGAUGGCCAGCAUGAACAUAGUCCCAUAUCACAUGAGCCCGUACGGCCAUCCCUAUCAAUUCGACCUGCACCCCAGUCAGUUCGCGCAUCUGUCCGCAUAG
Molecule: messenger RNA, 528 nt
Organism: Ctenocephalides felis (cat flea)
Lineage: Eukaryota; Metazoa; Arthropoda; Insecta; Siphonaptera; Pulicidae
Product: homeotic protein Sex combs reduced-like
Exons: 4
Coding region: 1-528 (175 amino acids)
Biological process (GO): regulation of transcription by RNA polymerase II; anterior/posterior pattern specification
Cellular component (GO): nucleus
Molecular function (GO): RNA polymerase II cis-regulatory region sequence-specific DNA binding; DNA-binding transcription factor activity, RNA polymerase II-specific
Source: RefSeq, a predicted model, not a curated record